AUGGCUUCUCCUCAGCCUAAAUCACCCACAUUCAAGUGGCCAAUACCUCCUCCUUCAGACCAAGAUAUUUCAAUAAAAGAAAUACUCGAAAGAUAUACAAACGCAGAUUUACUUAAACAUGUCUUGAUGGCGAAAUCAGAGGAAGACAAAAGACAAACAGCACAAUACGUUUUAAAAACUGAGCAAGCCAAGAUCCAUCUUCGUCAACUUGACCUCCAACUCGUCAGAAUACAACAACAAUCUACAUAUCCUUAUUUGGCACCCAUUCAACAACAAGUAUUAGCUCGUAUCACAUCACCCGAAGAUUAUCCACAUUCUGCUCAUCCAUUAUGUCGCCCCUAUUUACACCAACCGACAACGCCUGUGUCACCUACAGAAAAGACAAGUAGGAAAAGACAACGAUCACCAUUUUUGGAUGAUGUAUCUCAUCGUAUCGUCAUGGAAGCAUUAAAAGCAAAAUUACAUCGACCUCAAGAAAAUAAAAGACAGCGAACGUUGCCUAAAUUGAUCACGUCGACAACGACGACCACCACAACAACAAUAAAUAAUAGUCCACCCCCUAUAUUACCACCCAUUGAUAUCCAUAGACAACCUACUGUAAAUAGAGGCCAUUGA
This is a messenger RNA of Rhizopus microsporus ATCC 52813, 615 nucleotides long. RefSeq lists its product as uncharacterized. The record is from RefSeq and is a predicted model, not a curated record. The transcript is spliced from 2 exons. NCBI's taxonomy places the organism in Eukaryota, Fungi, Mucoromycota, Mucoromycetes, Mucorales, Rhizopodaceae. The coding region runs from base 1 to 615 and encodes 204 amino acids.